Messenger RNA from Penicillium odoratum, 1158 nucleotides. RefSeq names its product Norsolorinic acid reductase B. Bases 1 to 1158 code for a protein of 385 amino acids. The record is from RefSeq and is a predicted model, not a curated record. Lineage: Eukaryota; Fungi; Ascomycota; Eurotiomycetes; Eurotiales; Aspergillaceae. The transcript has 5 exons.
AUGGGAGACGCACCAGCCCCCAAAUCCCGCCUUGGCCGUUAUCGCCUCCUUGCACCUACAGCAGCGGUCAAGGUAAGUCCACUAUGCCUGGGUGCGAUGAACUUUGGUGAUAAAUGGAUAGAAAGACUCGGCGAGACCGAUAAGGAGACAUCCUUCAAGAUCCUGGAUACAUUCUAUGAGAAUGGCGGUAACUUCAUCGAUACUGCUAGCAACUAUCAAAAUGGAGAAAACGAAGUCUGGAUCGGCGAGUGGAUGGAAAAGCGCGGAGUUCGGGAUGAGAUUGUUCUGGCGACCAAGUAUACCUCGCCGUGGCGCAAGCACAUUGAAACCGAGCUGCAAGCAAACUAUGUGGGGAACAAUGCAAAAAGCCUCAAGAUUUCGGUGGAAGCGAGCUUGAAAAAGUUGAAGACGGACUAUAUUGAUCUGCUUUACGUCCACUGGUGGGACUUUAGCACAUCUAUCGAGGAAGUCAUGAACGCCCUUAAUCAGCUCGUCAUUGCUGGAAAAGUCCUCUAUUUGGGCGUUAGCGACACCCCUGCCUGGAUCGUGAGCAGAGCAAACCAAUGCAAGAGCACCCCGUACGCUCGUGACCAUGCCCUCCGACCAUUCUCAGUCUACCAAGGACAAUGGAACGCGGCCCGUCGCGAUCUAGAACGCGAAAUCAUACCGAUGUGCGCAGCAGAGGGCAUGGGAAUCUGUCCCUGGGGUGCAAUCGGUGGGGGAUCCUUCAAGACAGCAGCGCAGCGCGAGGACCUCAUAAAGAACGGCAACCCAGGCCGACAGAUUGAGCCUCGAGAAAUUGAUAUACAAGUCUCCAAUGUUCUAGAAAGGGUUGCAGCACGCCAUAACACCAUCAUUACAAGUGUGGCGCUUGCUUAUCUCCUUCACAAGUUCCCUUAUGUCUCGCCAAUAAUUGGGGGCCGGAAGGUUGAUCACCUAUUGGGGAAUAUUGAUGCCUUGCGCGUCGAGCUUUCGCAGGGAGAUAUUAAGGAUAUUGAGAGCGCUUAUGAGUUUGACUACGGGUUCCCGACGACUUUUCUCUUCAAGGGUAAGAAGGAGCCGCAUCCCAGUUCUUCUUCCUGGAUGAAUGGUGCGGCGAAGUUUGAUUAUCCCGAUUUGGUUCGACCACCCGCUGUGAAGUCGGUGGAUGAUGAUUGA